AUGUUCCGAGCAGAGGACUGCUUGGGAAACCUUCUUGCUAGGAUCCCCGCAGCCCUCAGGGGCCCCCAAGAUGGUAAAAUGCUGAGGGGCUUCCGGCCGCUGCCGGGCUACACGGGCCCCUGGGGGGAAUCUGAGGGGCCCCCGGCAGCCUGGGCGGCCCCCAAGGGCCCCCAGGGGGCCCCCUGGGGCCCCUGUGAGGGUAGUGCCCAAAAAGGGGCUUAUGAAGAGAGAGGGGAAACAAUUGUAAAAGGAGGGGCAAAAGAAUUGAAAGGAGACAGAGAAAAUUCAGAAUAA
Messenger RNA from Eimeria tenella, 294 nucleotides. RefSeq lists its product as uncharacterized. The record is from RefSeq and is a predicted model, not a curated record. The transcript has a single exon. Bases 1 to 294 code for a protein of 97 amino acids. Lineage: Eukaryota; Apicomplexa; Conoidasida; Eucoccidiorida; Eimeriidae.